AUGGCCACACAGACACAGGUCCAAGUUACAGGACUUUCAGGGGCCAAUUCGGACGACUCGGGCGUGGAGUUGGUUAUUACUCUUGUCAUCGCAGUUGGAACUGGCAUUGUUUUCUUAUCCCUUUUCACCCUCUUCCGGUUUCUGAAUCGCAGAGGAAAGUGCCAUCAUGCCUACAGACAGCCAUCCAAACUCCAAAAUCCCAAAGUCGAACAUGGUCGCCACAGAACAUGUCUCGGCCUUACCAAGGCUCUCCUUCGAUUUUCCGACAUCGAUAUCGCGAGGGACGUGUCUUUCGAUGCUUAUCUUCUGUUGAGAUACAUAAAACUAGGGAUUCUGAUCUGUUUCAUUGGUUGUCUGCUCACUUGGACGGUUCUUUUCCCAGUCAGCGCAACUGGCACUGGUGGAUCUUCAGAGUUACGAAUCAUUUCGUUAGUCAACGCAAUAAGGUCGUGGCAAAGAUUCUACGCAUACACAAUAUGUGCUUGGUUAUUCGUUGUGACAUCCCAAGCUCACAUCGCCUCGCAAUUAGCCUUUAUAUUCUGGGUAGUUACCAUUGAGCAUCUACACUGUAUCCAUCUCCAGUGUCAAUAUUACCAAUACGCAAAGUAUAGGUCGUCGACUGCAUCGAAGGUCUAUCUAAUCUCCCCAAUAUCGAAGAAUUUACUUCGUAAAAUUGAUAGGGAUCAACUAGUGGAAAGUACCCGGAGGAUCUUCGAUGUGGGAGCACUUGAGGGCAAAGUGAAGAGAAGGGACAAAUUGGCUACGCAACUCGAGGCCCUCGAAACGUCCCUCAUCCGCCGUGAAAACUCCGAGAGGUCUACCAUCGUCCCGAAACCUCCUAAGGUAUUUAACACCCGGGAAGAGAUUCGGGUUCUGAACUCGGCCAUUCAACUACUCCAGACAAGGUAUCUUGCAGCUAGGACAGAAGAUCCCACGGCUGUCUUGAUCAAGUUCAAGACACCUAGUGAUAUACAGGGUCUUGCUCAUUAUGAGCUUCUGAAGUCGGCAUCGAUUGCCCAUAUCGGUCUGGAGCCCCAACACAUCAUCUGGUCCAAUUUGAACACCAGCAAGAAAAUGAGAGUAUUCAGGCUUGUGACCUCUGUCGCCGUACUCGGACUAUUUUGGCUUGCUCUGUUUGUACCACUUUUUUUCUUUGCCCUGCUUGAGGACGAAAGUACCCCGUUUUUCUAUCCCUCCUUUCAAUUCCUCAAUUCUCAGCCACCGGGCAUAGCGCCGCUGAUAACGGGAGUCAUUCCUGUUGUCUAUGUAUCAUUGGCUACCGACAUUUUAGCCAUGGCGUGUCAAUAUGCUGCCCGUUCAAGCGGCCUACCAACACAAGCUUCUGUGGAGAUGAGAACCCAAAAGCUCCACCUCCCACUCCUAGUUGGUUUGGUUCUUGUUGGUCAGACUAUUGUGCCUGCUUCAAUCCGCAUUCUACCAAGUGCCGUCAAGGACACUUCGAGCAUUGCUAUCAUAGUUGCCGAACAAUUAGCAAGAGCGGCUGACUUCUUGUUUCAGUUUGUGAUACUCGAUAGUAUUGGACACAGUUCUGCUUAUCUCUUGACGAGCGAGUCAUAUAUUGGACCCCGCGUGAAAUCUCUCUUUCAUAAUACGCCGCGGAAAAUACGCAAUCUCCAACUGAAUCGUCAUAACUUGCGUUGUGGUCACACGUUUCCGGAAAUCGCCAUAUUUGCCGUGGCCGCUAUCACAUACUCCUGUGUUGCGCCUCUCUUGCUCGGUUUUGCAUGCGCAGGUCUUUACCUGUACUACCUCGCCUACCGAUAUCAGAUCAGAAACCUUCCCAUGGAUAUUGUCAAUACUCACGGCCAAACCUAUCAUCUUGCGUUGCAACAAACAUUAGUAGGAUGCUAUACACUCACCAUUCUACUCAUUGUUUUGUUCACACUCGCAGUUGAUAGCGAUUAUAAACGCAUGGGUCCCGUUUGGCUUCUGUUAAUUCUUCUGAUCCUCUGUGUUGCGUAUCAUUCAAUGUUAAACGAUUCACUCAAGGUAUUCCAGGAUCGCCCUAACGAAGACAAGAUCCUCCAAGCGCAAUUCCGAAAAACACGUAACCCUUUGACAAAACUCUUUAGCCGACAGUUGUCCGUCAUCGCCAAGAGUUCCCCGGAUGUGUUCCCAAAGGAGGACUGUGAUAUGAUUUCUUCCCAGAGGGACGAGUGGCACAUGUACUUUCAUUCAAGCGUCAAUGCAAAGGUGCCAGAGAUUUGGGUACCACGAGAUUCUCGUGGAUCUAGCAAUCGAGAGAUCCAAGAGACUGCUCGAUUUGGGAUCCCGAUGGCAAACGAGGGUGCGUGGCUGGAUGGCAGAAAUAAUAUUCAUCUAGAUGAAGAAGAUCGGCUUCCUUUCUGA
Penicillium verrucosum is the source of this 2370-nucleotide messenger RNA. RefSeq names its product phosphate metabolism protein 7. Gene Ontology annotation, molecular function: calcium-activated cation channel activity. NCBI's taxonomy places the organism in Eukaryota, Fungi, Ascomycota, Eurotiomycetes, Eurotiales, Aspergillaceae. Gene Ontology annotation, cellular component: plasma membrane. The record is from RefSeq and is a predicted model, not a curated record. Bases 1 to 2370 code for a protein of 789 amino acids. The transcript is spliced from 5 exons.